AUGGGGUUUGGGGAUUUCAGUUUUAUAUGUGCGAAGGCUCCGCUGCCGGUGUGCUCGGUGGUGCGGGCUGCCGGUGUCAAUGCUACAGAUACCGUCUACAAGGGCAUUUUACCCUCAUGCUACGCGCGACCAGUCAACCUGGCUAACACCAUGGUGUUCGAGAUAGGCAACGCCUUUGUGAAUAUCGCAGCGUUGGUGAUAAUGCUAAUUAUCCUGUUUCAGGUCAAGAGCAAAUAUACCGCAAUUGGAAGAAGCGAAAUGGUAUUUUUCUUCAGCGUGUUCAUUGGCCUCAUAGUAUCCACGUUAAUCGUUGAUUGUGGUGUGUCUCCACCCGGAUCCGGUUCUUAUGGGUAUUUCGUGGCAAUUCAGCUUGGAAUGGUUACUGCAUCGUGUUGGUCUCUGGCAUACUCGGGAAUGACUGGCUACCAGCUCUGGGAGGACGGAACGCGUUUUUCCAUGAAGGUUCUGAGGAUUUCAUCUCUGGGCGCAUUCGUGAUGAGUUUCCUGGUUGCCAUUUUCACAUUUGAGAACUGGUCUUCCGGCGUGGACACAGAACACACAAUGGGGCUUUUUGUGGUCUGUUACAUCGUGAAUGGAAUUUUGGUGGUGACAUAUCUAGUGUCCCAGGCCGUUCUAUCCGUAUUCUACCUGAAUAACUGGUGGGCCUUCGGGGCUCUAUGCCUAGGAGGAUUCUUCUUUGUAUGUUCCCAAUUACUUGUUUACGCGUUUUCUACCAAGAUUUGCGAGAAUGUGAACCAUUACAUUGACGGUUUGUUGUUUGGAUCUCUUUGCAACCUCUCCACCGUCAUGAUGGUGUACAAGUACUGGGACAUGAUAACCACCGAGGACCUCGAGUUUGCCGUGACUGUGGGUGGUGAUACCGGCAUGGGAUGGGGGAAUUACACGGACAAAGACGAGAGUUUGAAUCUUUUGAAUGACUCAAACAAUUGA
Kuraishia capsulata CBS 1993 is the source of this 951-nucleotide messenger RNA. RefSeq lists its product as uncharacterized. Gene Ontology annotation, cellular component: endoplasmic reticulum membrane. NCBI's taxonomy places the organism in Eukaryota, Fungi, Ascomycota, Pichiomycetes, Pichiales, Pichiaceae. The coding region runs from base 1 to 951 and encodes 316 amino acids. The record is from RefSeq and is a predicted model, not a curated record. Gene Ontology annotation, biological process: protein folding. The transcript has a single exon.